AUGUUUUUGAAAUUCCUAGGCGUUUCUGACUGUCAUUUUGUUUUAGACGAACUUCAAACAUCUAGCGAUAUUCAUCUUUCCGCUCUUCCUGUGAAUACAUUUGGACCCCCGAUACGCCCUUCGUCCGCUCAUACACCCCCAAGCUCUCAACUCCAAUACCCUCUUGGUCCAGCUGUGCCUCGUCACUCCACACAGCGAAGAAAGCGUUCACCUCAAACCCAGGCUAGGCAAGCACUUAGAAAGGAAAGAGAGCCUUCUAUACUAGGGAAUUGCAGUAAAGAGAAAGAAGCAAAACAGCUUCUGCAGCUGAUUGAAGAGCCAGAAUUAGCAAAUGGGCCUGGUGCGUACGUAGAACUAAAAGAUACAUCACCCGUCUUUCGAAGCGGCCACACUUCUAGCCACAAAUCUCGAGAGGAUCACUCAGCUCUAUCAGAGGACAGCAUUCUCCAGUGUUAUGGUGAAACUAGUCAGUCGCUUCAGCUACCUCAAAAUCGUCACAAACCCCAUCAUAAUCAUCACCAGCACCGCCAAUCGCGACAUGUUGAACCGCGUCAUAACCAACAGCAUCAUUCAGUUUCCAAUCAACAAGAGGUGGAGCCAGACAUGAUUUUAGCGGAAAUACAGGUGCCAGUGCCUGCCUUGGGGCCAACUAUGUCUCUCAAACAUACUCACCAGAAUAUCCAUUCACCGCAUUCUAGUCAACUGGCAUUGAGCGAAUCUUUAGUAUGUAAGGAUCAAGUUGAAGCUCCUAUGUCAAGUGGAAUCAGCCCUGAAGAAGAGGUGAGUUGGCUAAUCAAAAUUUAG
Messenger RNA from Protopolystoma xenopodis, 804 nucleotides. The record is from the annotation of a GenBank genome assembly. NCBI's taxonomy places the organism in Eukaryota, Metazoa, Platyhelminthes, Monogenea, Polystomatidea, Polystomatidae.